AUGUACAACGACUGGUUUGCCGAUUUCUGCAUCAACACCCUCACCCCUGCCGCUCAAAUGGAGAUGCACGACGACGUGCACGCGACGCGGGAGGUUGAGGAUAGGGUCAACCCCAUGUACAUCACUGAGGAGGAGGACGAGGUGGAGGCAUCCAUGGAGGAGGAGGAGGAGGAGGAGGAGGAGGAGGAGGAGGAGGAGGAGGAGGAGGAGGAGAAGGGGGAGGAGGAGGAGGAGGAGGAGGAGGAGGAAGAGGAGGAGGAGGAGGAGGAGGAGGAGGAGGAGGAGGAGGAGGAGGAGGAGGAGGAGGAGGAGGAGGAAGCUGUUAAAGUUUAG
Closterium sp. Naga37s-1 is the source of this 333-nucleotide messenger RNA. The record is from the annotation of a GenBank genome assembly. Lineage: Eukaryota; Viridiplantae; Streptophyta; Zygnematophyceae; Desmidiales; Closteriaceae.